GCAGUCGUGUUAUCAGCGGGUGGCCAACGUGCCCGUUUGCAGCCGCAGCUCUAGUUAAAUUUUUUUUUUUUUUUUUUUAUAAAUCAAAAUUUCAAAAAACACCGUAUAUUAUUAUAUUAUAAAAAAAAUAUAAUAUAGUAUAAUAUUGUGCUAUAUUCCCAAUUAUAUAUAUUAUAUAUAUAUAUAUAUACACAUAAAUAAUAUUCCGCAGCGGUCUUCUGUUGUCGGUUUCGAAAUCCGUUACACUGUUUAAUAAAAUUUAAUAUAAUACUCAGACGUGUGCAUUACGAGCAGGAGAGGUUCGCGCGCGGCAUACCAUUAUUCCGCACGGGACCGUUCGUGAUAUUGUAUAAAUGGGGGAGUACAAAUUUAGUGUAAAUUCUAGUUUAAGUUCUAUCGAGUACCAAUCGUCGGUGAACACGUCCGGGUUGCCGUCAUCGUCGUCGUCGUCACAGUCGUAUUUUGCCGACGACGGCCCACAGCAGUUGCAGGACGUUGCCGUCAAACAGCAGAUCUCACCGUCACCGGUCAACGGCGAUCACCAACAGCUGCCCUCCACCAAAGGCUCUGUCAAAGAAGAUUCUGUGUUGGCAGCGUUAGGUGGUGGUGGUGGAGGUGAUAAAUCAUCGGGCGGCCCACAAAUGCAGUUACCAUCAUCUUACAACAAUGAAGCUAGUCUUAAUGUGAUAAACUCGUCGACCAACUCGUCUACGUCUAGUCUAUGGUCAGCAUCUGUCGAUGAUACGUUAAUACAUGGGUUAAAUGCAUCUGCGGCUGCAAACAACGCUAAUUUCCCAAAUACUUUGUACAAUACUGGCUUGGGACCUCAUCAACAGCAACAGAUACCACAGCAACAUCAUCAUAGACGUCAAGCAUCUGGCGCCACGCAUAAUUUCCCUCACAAUCUGUCUAGGCAACUGCAACAGUCAGCUCAUCCGCAGAACCUAUACAUGGCCAGUAAGGGAUAUUCUUGGUCACAGUCUCAUCAGAAUUCGUGGCUUAAUUCUAGUCAAAAUCAAAGUGGUAUAGCUGGUUCGUCAUGGAAUCGUGGUCGUUCUGUACCUAAUUUGAAUCCAAUGCAUGCUUUAGCUGGUCGUAAGCCAAAUACUAAUUACAAUCAUCAUCAACAUCAAUCUACUCCUAUGAAUUCAUCAAAAUUUAGACGUAGUACUUCAUAUCCAGGCAAAGGAUUAUUCAAUCAAAAUUCUACAACUUUUGAUAUUAACAACAUCGAUGAGACAGACGCAAUGAGUUAUCAGGAACGUUGCGGAAACGGUACUGGACCUUUGGACAACAUGCGUAAUCUUGAACACUAUUUAAACGAUAUUAUGCGUUCUGGUACGGAAAAUCCUGAACACGUAAAAGGUUUCAUUAACUCGAACACUCUACAUUCUCUAGCUCACCUACAUGGUAAAUCGCCCUUCUUUCAAACACUCGAAGAUCAAACGGGAUUGUUGGACGACCCUGGUUCGCAUUUGAUCGAUACAUCCGUGCAAGCUCUAACUUCGCCAUCUCGUUCAUCGCCUCACAGUCAAGGAUCGGAAAGCAGCGAAAGGUUUUCCAGAAAAGUGUUUGUAGGCGGCUUGCCACCUGAUAUCGAUGAAGAUGAAAUCACUGCUAGUUUCCGCAGAUUCGGUCAACUAGUGGUUGACUGGCCUCACAAAGCUGAGAGCAAGUCUUAUUUUCCGCCAAAAGGAUACGCUUUUCUUUUAUUUCAGGACGAGUCUUCGGUACAGCAAUUGAUCGAUGCGUGCAUUCAGGAUGAUGACAAACUAUAUUUGUGCGUGUCUUCGCCAACCAUCAAAGACAAACCAGUGCAAAUUAGGCCUUGGCGUCUGUCCGACGCAGAUUUUGUACUGGACGCAUCCAUGCCGUUAGAUCCCCGAAAAACUGUGUUCGUGGGUGGCGUGCCCAGACCGUUGAAAGCCGUCGAAUUGGCUAUGAUCAUGGACAGAUUAUACGGCGGAGUAUGUUAUGCUGGUAUUGAUACCGACCCAGAGCUUAAGUAUCCGAAAGGAGCUGGCCGAGUAGCGUUUAGCAACCAACAGAGCUAUAUUGCUGCUAUUAGCGCCCGCUUCGUACAGCUCCAACAUGGAGAUAUCGACAAGAGAGUCGAAGUUAAACCGUACGUGCUUGAUGAUCAGAUGUGUGAUGAGUGCCAAGGUCAGAGAUGUGGUGGCAAAUUUGCACCAUUCUUUUGCGCCAACGUCACUUGUUUACAAUACUAUUGCGAACUAUGCUGGGCAACGAUCCACUCAAGACCGGGUCGAGAAUUUCACAAGCCAUUAGUUAAAGAAGGCGCAGAACGUCCAAGAACUGUGCCAUUCCGUUGGUCAUAACGUAAGAUUCCAAAACGAGUAGUCACAUUUUAUUAAUCCACUUAUUUGUUUUGUUUUUUUAUUUUAUUUUAUUAUUCUUACGCAUGUUUAUACAAAUGAUAUAAAAAAUUUUAAUGUUUUUGAAUAGUCUUUUUAAAAUCUGUCGUUUUUUAAUGCGAGAACUGUUUUUUACAAUUUUUUUAAUCUACCUUUAUUACACAAUUAAGCCUCUACUGACUUAGGGAAAUUGACGGUUUUUUUUUUUUUAUUGUAAUUAUUCUUUAGGACUAUUUAAAUAAUUCAGGGUAAACACAAUGGAUAGGGCUCUUUACACCGAGCAAAAACGAAUUGUAUUAGUACUACUAACGAAUUGUAUUAGUACUACACAAACCUUCCAAAGAACUUAGAUUUGUUUCGUUAGAACUAUUUUUCAUUUUAUUUUUAUUGUUUUUCAACUGUUGGUUUUUCUCUUUAUACUUAGAUAAUAUGCAAUUUCCAAAAAUAUUUUUUUUUAUAUAUAUAUAUUUUUUUUUUUUUUUUGUUAAAUAACCUAACUUAAGAGUUUUGUUUUUAUUUUAUUUUAAAGUUUAUUAUUUUUAGAUAAAUUGUUUCGACUACUGCCACCUUUUUAUCAUAAAAUUUUUAUAGAUAUUGUUUUAAUUUUGUUUUUGUUUUGUUUUGAUAAAAUGGUUUUUUUAUAUACACAUUUAAUAUAUAUAUAGUAUAUAUAUGUAUAUAUAAAUAUAUACAUAUUUAUAUAUAAAAUAUAUAAAUAAAUUAAAUAUUGACAUUAUUAUUUUGCAAGUUAAAUCAGUUUGGUUUAUAAAUCUUUUAUUUUCCCAUAAUUUUUGUUCUUAAUAUUAUCUUAUUAUUAAUUAUUUAUAUUUUUGGGGGCAAUAUUGUAUAGAAUAACCAAUAUAUCUAAUUGAUAUUGCGGACGUGGACCACAGGUGUUACCUAUAGCAAUCGAAACUCUUUAAUAAAUUAAUUAAUUAUCAAUGUGCAAUGUUUCGUAAAUUAAAUGUAUGCAUGUAUUCAUGCAAACAAUAGGUGUGCCCUUUUCCUGGUUUUUCGCCAAGUUUAAAAUUACAAUACGAAAUAAAAAGAAUACGAUAUUAAAUAUAUUUUUCUACUUCUUUUUUAUAUUUUUUAGGCAGCUUCGUUACGUCUUAGCCUAGUUACCAAUUCUAAAACGUUAAAAGUUAAAAAUAAUAAGAAAAUAAUAUUUAAAAUUACACAAAACUGAAAACUGAUGUUUUCUCAUCAAAAUUUGUAUUACCUUUUUUAAAUAAAAAAAAAUGAAUAACGUUUGUUGAAUGUUAUUUAGUUUCAAAAGUUUUUAAUAUUUCGUUAUUUGUUUUUUGAUAUUGAUAGUAUUUAGUUUUAAAAAACCUACCUUUAUUUUUUAUAAUAAUUCUCUAUAUUUUUAAUAUACUCUACUAUACCCUUAGGAACCCGAUCGGUUUUAUAAAAUACCUCAAUUUUCGAGUCAUGCUUAACGCAGGUCUUCUGCCCCUUUACUCCUUAUUUUUCCACUGAAAUUGACAAUGUUCGGGAGUUUAAAAUGAUGAAUGAUAUAAAAAAAUAUUAAUUGUUAUAUAAAGUUCUUACAAAUUAUAGAUAAUUUAUCUAUGAAUCACUACUAUUUUUCAAUUGGUCGGUAGCAUUAUAUUUAAGUUUUAGAAAUAGUUAGAAAUGUUUUCAGAGUCUUUUGAUCACUGUUGAAUUAUCUCCAGUUGUGUUCUAAAUGAUAAUGUAUCUUUAGCACAAAAAUUUCUUAUGCUGUUCAUUAUGUAUACUUCACAUUAGUAUCAAGUUCGAGUUUAUAAAAUCAUAUCAAUAAUUGAUGUUAAGCGAUGAAUUUAUAUUAACAUUGAAGACACUCUACUCUUUAACAUUUAACAUCAGUGCUACCGAUUCAACCAAUAUACAGCAAUCAUACAGUAUUAACAAUUAUUUGGCCCUCUUUUUCCUUUAAAUCAUACCUCAGUUUUCAUUGUCAUUUGAUUUGGUAACAUUAAGCUGAGAAGAUAAAAUCAAAAAACAAGUAAUUUAAAUACAUUGUACUUAAAAUAAAAUAUAUACUAUACAUUUUUCAAUAAAAAAAAAAAAAAAAAAAAAUUAUAAAUAUAAAAUUAAUAAAACAUUUUUAAGAAUGGUGAUUUAUACUAUAAUAAUAGAUGAUACUGCGUUUUCUUGCACUUGAUUUAGAGAGUAAUGAUAAAUUUCACUAUGUAUAUAAGAAAAACAAAAUAAUUAUGGUUUAGGAAAAUUGUUGUGUUUUCUUUUUUUUUUUUUGGGGGGGGGGAUUUAGUGUAAUUUUUAUUAUGAAUCGAUAAGUUUUUUAAUCGCACCUAAAAUAUAUAAAUUAUUUAUAGCGAAUUUUUUCAUUAUAUACAUUAGGUUUAUUAAUAAUAUAUAUGAAAAAAAAAAAAAAAAAAAUAAUUUUUAAAAUAUUUUGGCAGUCAGAUUUUACUAGUUUCUAGUCAAAUUAUCAUUAGCCCAUUAUGUUCCUAAGCACAGGAGCCAUAUUUAAUAAUACAAAUAUUAAAAGUAGAUAAUUUUUUUCUUUUCUUUUCUAUUGCUCAUUACUUUAACAAUUAAACAAUUUAAACAGUUAAAAUUUUCAAAAAGAUUUUCCACUUUUAAAAUAAUAUUUUUUUCUUUUUUAUGCUGACAAACUGAUAUUUUAUAUAUUAUUAAAAUUAAAAUUACAAAUAUUAUUCAAAGUUAGACUUAGCUAUUUUGAGAUAACAAAAAUAAAUAAAUAGUUGUAUUUUUUUUAAACUUUUUUGUCUAUUAAAUGCUAAAUAAAAAAAAAGCAUUAUACUUUAAGUGUUCAUUGGUGUUUAUAUAAUAUAAUAAUGUCUGUUUGUCAUUUAGUGUUUUGGCUUGUGUGGUUUUUGCGGUAGGGAAAUAAUUUUAAUUUUUCUUUAAAAAUAAAACAAUCUUUUAUAAUUUUAUUACAAAUUUUAAUAUUAUGUAAUUACUUGUUUUUAUUUCGCUGGCCAUUCUGACAUACAUGUAUUUGGCUGUGAUACAGUAUUUUGUACAUCUUUUAUUUUUUAACUGCGUAAUGCUCGUUUAAUUGAAUUGUUAACUCGUUUAUCUUUUCUUUUACUUUUUUAUGGGAUGAAAAUGGUUAUAUAUAUUUUUCUUUUUUCUUUUAUUUCAUGUAAAUUAAUAAUACUUACAAUAACUUGUCCGGUUUUCUGUAAGGGUCGGUUACCACUUAAUAUAUUUCGUUUUUUAUUCUUAAUAGUGCAAUUACUUCUCUGUGUAAAUAAAUUGUUUUGUUUUCCCCAUAUAUUUUUAAUUGAUCAAUAAUUUUAAGCUUAAUUAUUCUCGUUCCUCUUACAGUUCGAAUGAUGAUGAUAAUAAUAAUAAUAAUAAUAAUAAUAAUAAUAAUAAUAAUUGAAACUUGUACCUAUACGGUAUUUUUUUUCCUAUGGCUCAAUAUUUUCUUCCAUACAAGUGUUUUAUUAAAUAAGCUAUUUGCUGCACGCCAAACGCAUAUUUAAUUUAAAGUUUAAAAAUUAACAAAACAUAGAUAAUCCCACUUUUACUACAACUAUUACAACAUUUUAAUCAAAACAUAAUCAUUCUUCAAGUUCAUGUUUUAGUUUUGUUAUUUAAUUAUUAUUAGUAUUAUUAGUAUUAUUAUUUUUUUUUUUUUCAAAACAUCAAGUAGAAUAAUAACCAUUUAUGUUAUUUAUUUUAUAAUCUGUUUGACAAACUUUAGUAAAAUUUAUUGUAUAAUUUGUUUAACUAAUAUUUACCACAAUUUGUUAUAAACAACGAUUACCAUUGUGCUGUUGUUGUAGAAUCUAUAAGCUAAUAAUUAUUGUGUGUUUUGAACAGAUAUUUUAUUUCUGUAAAAUCCAAAUACACAUACAUAUUCAAAAAUGUGUUAUAUAAUUUUUUUUCUUUUAUAUUUAAAUAGGCAGGACUGUGAUAUGAUCAAUAAGAAUGAUUAUAAAAACAGAUACCUAUAUGUUUGGUUUGUUUAAUUUUUUUCUUUAUGGUCUAAUUAAUUAUGUAAAACAUUUUUAAAUAAUGUCGAUCGUAUUGAUCUCUUGUCCAGAAAAAUAAAAAAAGUAACUUACAUCUUGUUAAAAAUAAAAAAAAAUAAAAAAAAUGUUAAAUUAAUUUUAGUUUUUAUUUUAUUAGUUGGUUUUUUUAUUUACCUGGGAUUUUUAUUUAUUAUUAUAAUAUUUUUUUUUCAAAAACUUUUAUUUAGCGUUUUUUGUUUGUUUUAUUAAUUUAUUAUUAUCAUUAUUAUUUUGUAUGUACCUAUGCAAUAUAAAAUGCAUAUUUUAAUUUCAAAGACACAAAAUAUAAUAUCAAAUUGCCAGCUGGAAGGGAAAGUGAGACUUGAGUUCAAUAAUUUUGCUUUUUGUUAACUUAAUAUUAAAAAAAAAAAAUAUAAUAAACGUAAUUACCUAAUUAUUUACUAUAAUAGAGAUGGAAAAUAAACGAUAAAAUAUUCUUUUGUAGUAUAGGUACUUAGUUUAGAUAAAUGCUAAAAAGAACUAGCCUAUGCUAAAUAUAUUAUUUGUGUGCAUUUUUUUCAUCACUCCUAUUUUUUAUGAAUUUUGUACGUUUUUCUAAUAUAUAUUUUUUUUUUUGUAUACUACGUAUUUUUUAAAUGUAGUAAUGUUGGACAAAUCUAUUAUACAAUAUUAAAACUUUUUUUUUACCCAAAUACUCUAAAUCAAAUUUUUCUUGAAAAAUAAUUAUGAUUAUUUCAUUGUAAUACUUAAGUAAAGAUUUGUCAUCUAUUAUUUUAUUUUAAUAAUAUAUAUAUAUAUAUAUAUAUAUAUAUAUAUAUAUUAUAUAAUAUGUAUAACACACAGUGUCCAACUUGCUUUUCCCGGUAACUUGCCCCGAUGUUUCGAUUGGGUCAAUUUAUUAUGGUUUUGUUUUUGUUUUUAUUUUUAUUUUUUGUUUUGUUUUGUAAAAUCAUUAUAAUAAUGUAUAUCCGUAUAAUAAAAAAAAAAUAAUAAAAUAUUA
Messenger RNA from Aphis gossypii (cotton aphid), 7331 nucleotides. Its product is annotated as cytoplasmic polyadenylation element-binding protein 2. The record is from RefSeq and is a predicted model, not a curated record. Bases 354 to 2339 code for a protein of 661 amino acids. Gene Ontology annotation, cellular component: neuron projection; cytoplasm; nucleus. Gene Ontology annotation, biological process: negative regulation of cytoplasmic translation. The transcript is spliced from 10 exons. Lineage: Eukaryota; Metazoa; Arthropoda; Insecta; Hemiptera; Aphididae. Gene Ontology annotation, molecular function: translation factor activity, RNA binding; ribosome binding; mRNA regulatory element binding translation repressor activity.